Molecule: messenger RNA, 890 nt
Organism: Malaya genurostris
Lineage: Eukaryota; Metazoa; Arthropoda; Insecta; Diptera; Culicidae
Gene: lmgA
Product: anaphase-promoting complex subunit 11
Exons: 2
Coding region: 195-449 (84 amino acids)
Biological process (GO): protein ubiquitination; positive regulation of mitotic metaphase/anaphase transition; anaphase-promoting complex-dependent catabolic process
Cellular component (GO): anaphase-promoting complex; nucleus
Molecular function (GO): ubiquitin protein ligase activity; cullin family protein binding; zinc ion binding
Source: RefSeq, a predicted model, not a curated record
UCAUAGUAUUUGUGCAACUGUGCUGGGCUGAAGCUAAAAUCGUUUUUGCAGAGAUCCAAAACAUCGUUAUACCUAUUUACGUUAGUGCAGAAUUUUAUUUUUCAAAAGGAGAAUAGUUACAAAUUAUUAGUCUUGUUAAUAAUCUAAUAUCAAUAGUUUCAUUAAAUGUGUCGAGUGUGGAAAAUUUUGUCAAAAUGAAAGUCACCGUAAAAAGUUGGAUGGGAGUUGCCGUCUGGAAAUGGCUCGCGAACGAUGACAACUGCGGAAUCUGUCGGAUGGCCUUUGAGGGCUGCUGUCCGGAUUGUUCGCUGCCUGGCGAUGAUUGUCCGUUAGUUUGGGGUGCCUGUUCGCAUUGUUUUCACAUGCACUGCAUCGUCAAGUGGCUCAACUCCCAGGCAAACCAGCAGUGCCCGAUGUGCCGGCAGACAUGGAAAUUCAAUGAAAAGUAAAAAUAGCGAAUAAGCGGGUAGUGGCAGGGAGCACACCACCGGGUUUGAAUUGGGAGAAUAUUACACAACGUGAUUGAAGGACACAAUCCAUCCGAACAGUAUUACCUUGAGAGUAAUAGCAGAUCAAGUGUUGGUACAGAACUAUAUUGAAUCAGAACAAGAAGUGUAAAACGGUGAAUUAUUUCUUGCCGUGGGUGGACCAAGUGGAGCGUUUGGUCGUUUACAGUUUUAAGUAAGUGCAGAGAGUGCUUGUUGUGUUAUUUCAGUGGUGUCGAUUGAAGUGUGUGGCAUUACUCGCCGCAAUUGCGAAAAACAAAACAUGAUGUUGUGGAUGCUAGCUCUAUGAUGGUUCUAAUGGAAAUACAACCGGAUACACAGUGUCUACGGAGCUGCUAAAGUUGACCAAUUGUGUGAAGCGUCCAUAUUGAAAAUAGGAAGCCU